This is a messenger RNA of Brassica napus (rape), 609 nucleotides long. Its product is annotated as WUSCHEL-related homeobox 14-like. Bases 22 to 609 code for a protein of 195 amino acids. Gene Ontology annotation, molecular function: DNA binding; DNA-binding transcription factor activity. NCBI's taxonomy places the organism in Eukaryota, Viridiplantae, Streptophyta, Magnoliopsida, Brassicales, Brassicaceae. The transcript is spliced from 3 exons. The record is from RefSeq and is a predicted model, not a curated record.
AAGCGAAGUGGCAAAAGAGAGAUGGAUGGAGGGAGCCAAAACGGUGCUUAUGAUGGUAGAGUUAUAACGGAGGAGCAAAUGGAGAUUCUCAGUAAGCAGAUCGCCAUUUACGCCGCCAUUUGUAGGCAGCUCGUUUCCCUCCACGAGUCUCUCUCUUCUAAACUUCCCCUCUCAUCAGGAGUGGAUCCAACCGGAGGUGGAUACUUUGACUCGAUGGGGGCUUCGCCAAGCACUUAUAAAAUAUCUCAUCGGCAUCGUUGGACUCCGACAUCGAUGCAACUUCAAAUUCUCGAAAGCAUUUACGAGGAAGGAAGCGGAACACCAAAACCACAGAGGAUUGAAGAGAUCACGUUGGAGCUGUCUCAACACGGACAGGUCAUGGACAAAAUUGUAUACAACUGGUUUCAAAACCGACGAGCUCGGUCCAAACGAAAGCAGCCUCAGGCUAUGACAACGACGACUGUUCAGACCGUUGAUGCGGUGGCGGCAACAGAGGAGAGGAGUUAUGGAGAUUCUGGAGGGUUUGAGUCUUAUGAUCAUAUCCUCUUUCCGAGUACUGACUUUGGGAUUGAGCAUUUGCUAGAUGGAGGAAUAUUUCGGGAGAGAUAA